Molecule: messenger RNA, 1602 nt
Organism: Trifolium pratense (red clover)
Lineage: Eukaryota; Viridiplantae; Streptophyta; Magnoliopsida; Fabales; Fabaceae
Product: GATA zinc finger domain-containing protein 7-like
Exons: 1
Coding region: 1-1602 (533 amino acids)
Source: RefSeq, a predicted model, not a curated record
AUGGGUCAUCAAUACCGUUUAAGAAACUGGCAGAAUGAAGAAAACAACCCGGUUCGUGAUGCUAGAGCUCUAAGAUAUUUGUUGGCUACUAAUUCUAUAGAUAAUACUUCUUUUGUUGGUACCAAUAAUCGCAGUACCGUAGGAGGAUCGGGAACCACCACAGUUCAAUCAAUUCAUGAACUUAUCAAUCUUCGCCAACUUCGUGAAAACACCAACACUUCCACAUUUACUGAUCAUGGUAAUGGUGGUGAUUAUCGCUAUCCUGCUCCUAUUAUAUUACCAACAACUACUAUUACCAAUUAUAAUGACAAUCGUGCUUCUUCUUCUUCUUUCCUGCCUGCAAGACCUGUUGGAUCAACUUUGACCACCAUCAAUAGAGGUAACAACAACAUGUCGUCAUUAUUAGGUUUAUCAUCCAUGUUAUAUCCAAAUAUUGGAGGACAAUCUGUAGGACUUGCUGGUUUACAUAAUAACAACAAUCGAAGUGGAAGAGCUGCAGAAAACAGUAGCAAUAAUAGUAAUCGUAUUUUCAAUAAUGGUAGAAUUAACAAUAAUGUUGCUACAACUGCUGCUGGCCCUACUAGGAACGACGACCUUGGGCGCUCUUUAUCCUCUAAGAGAAGUAGAUCACCUAGUCAGUUCUUGAGAGGAGAAAGUUCUAGUCAAGGUUCACAAGCUGCUGGAACCUCUAGCAGAAGAAGGAUAAUUCCUCAUGUUUGUCCUCAUCAAGCCAAUCACAACAUUGCUUCUUCAACUUCAUCAACAUUGCAGAGGAACUAUAGUGGUAAUAAUGUCAUUUCUAAUAUGUUAAACCAAAACAUGAUGAAUCAAGCUACUGCUGCAGGUGCAGAACCAAGUAGUACUAGCACUACUCGGUCUCGCAUUAAUAGUCUUCUAGAAAGUCGUGGUCAAGCAGGUUUUUUUGGUGAUUUACCAUAUCAGUCUAAUUCUACUAAUGAGCCGAUUGAUAUUAAUCACUUUUUGUUCUCACCUCAACAAGACCGUUCUUCGAAUAACUUCAUCAAUAGAAGAUAUGAUCCUCCAGCUGAAUCCACACCGUCUUUCUAUACCUCUGCAUCUAUAAGAGGAUCGCUGGAAACAACUCAAGUUGCCACAUCUUUCUAUACCUCUGCAUCAUCUUUUCGAAGCACGGGUUGGGGACAAAAUCAUAGUAAAAACAACUUUUUUGAUAGUUUUCAACGCGUAAUUGUUGAUGUAUUUGAUCAUAGCGUAAUAAGUAUUCAAGAAUAUGCAAUGAUAUUGCCAAGUGGCCAUGUGUAUCGAUUUCAAGCUCCAACUCUUGUUCAUGUGCGGCCUAGUAGUUCUGUACCACCACAACGACCACUGCCGAUUUCUACUCCUUCAUCAGGAAAUUACCGGCUAAACCCUCCUCCACCUCCUCCUGGACCGGGGUUUAGUACUACUUUAGAAGCUAAUCGGUAUGUGCAGACCAAUUCAAGAUUGAUAAGAUCAGAGAAUCGAGUUCGUCUUGGCAGUCAUAACCACAUUUAUGUUUCAACUUUUCCUGAACUUAUGGCGGAGAGGAACAUGCCCAGGGAUGAGGUAUACACUUUCUUAAAUACUUGUGAAUAUUUUUAUUGA